Molecule: messenger RNA, 7097 nt
Organism: Phascolarctos cinereus (koala)
Lineage: Eukaryota; Metazoa; Chordata; Mammalia; Diprotodontia; Phascolarctidae
Gene: GNAO1
Product: G protein subunit alpha o1
Biological process (GO): G protein-coupled dopamine receptor signaling pathway; adenylate cyclase-modulating G protein-coupled receptor signaling pathway
Cellular component (GO): cytoplasm; heterotrimeric G-protein complex
Molecular function (GO): G protein-coupled serotonin receptor binding; mu-type opioid receptor binding; G-protein beta/gamma-subunit complex binding
Source: RefSeq, a predicted model, not a curated record
UCUGGGGGGGGUGGGGGUCAAGCCGAGAAGGGGAACCGUGCCAGCCGAGGCGUGCGGGCUGUUUUGGGUGUCACGAUGGGAUGUACAUUGAGCGCAGAGGAGAGAGCCGCCUUGGAGAGAAGCAAAGCGAUUGAGAAAAACCUCAAAGAGGAUGGCAUCAGCGCCGCCAAAGACGUGAAAUUACUCUUGCUGGGGGCUGGAGAAUCAGGCAAAAGCACCAUUGUGAAGCAAAUGAAGAUUAUUCAUGAAGAUGGUUUCUCGGGAGAAGACGUGAAGCAGUAUAAGCCUGUGGUCUAUAGCAACACUAUCCAAUCCCUGGCAGCUAUUGUCCGUGCCAUGGACACCUUGGGCAUUGAAUAUGGUGACAAGGAGCGAAGGGCUGAUGCCAAGAUGGUGUGUGAUGUGGUAAGUCGAAUGGAAGACACGGAGCCCUUCUCUCCGGAGCUACUCUCCGCCAUGAUGAGACUCUGGGCAGACUCCGGAAUACAGGAAUGUUUCAACCGUUCCCGAGAAUAUCAGCUUAACGACUCUGCCAAAUACUACCUAGACAGCUUAGAUCGAAUCGGAGCCGGGGACUACCAGCCCACAGAGCAAGACAUCCUCCGAACCAGGGUCAAAACCACCGGCAUUGUAGAAACCCACUUCACAUUCAAAAACCUCCACUUCAGGCUGUUUGAUGUUGGGGGCCAGAGAUCUGAACGCAAGAAGUGGAUUCACUGCUUCGAAGAUGUCACAGCAAUCAUCUUCUGUGUCGCGCUGAGCGGUUAUGACCAGGUGCUCCAUGAAGACGAAACCACGAACCGCAUGCACGAGUCUCUCAUGCUCUUCGACUCCAUCUGUAACAACAAGUUCUUCAUUGAUACCUCCAUCAUUCUCUUCCUCAACAAGAAAGAUCUAUUUGCUGAGAAGAUCAAGAAGUCACCCUUGACCAUCUGCUUCCCUGAAUACACAGGCCCUAACACCUAUGAAGAUGCAGCCGCCUAUAUCCAAGCACAAUUUGAAAGCAAAAACCGCUCACCCAACAAAGAAAUUUACUGUCACAUGACUUGUGCCACAGACACGAAUAACAUCCAGGUGGUAUUCGAUGCCGUCACUGACAUCAUCAUUGCCAACAAUCUCCGGGGAUGCGGCUUAUACUGACCUCUUGUCCUGUGUAGCAACUUAUUUGAAUGCUUCACGGAUUCUCUGUCCUGUUGGCGUUGAUCCACUGGUAGCAUGACCUUUUGGCCUUUGUAAGAAACGGCCUUUCUUUCUAAAGUCCAUGUGUAAUGUACUGAGCCCAGAAGGAUGGCUGUGUGUUUCUGUAGAAUGCCGUAGCGUUUGGUUUUAGCUGAGUCUUUACACAUUUAGAAGCCCAAUGAAAACAAAACUAAAAAGGACCCUCCCCCCAACAUUGCUCAUGUGCUCUUGUAGUUAAGAAAGGACAAAUCGUCUUCCCUUUCAGCCUCCACCCUCACCCUCCAUCUAGUCCCCAUUAUUUUAUAGAAUUUACACACUGCCCACUACCCAGCCUGGCUAGAGAGGGUACAGCAGCAGCUGCUGGCCUCAGCCUGACAUUUUCACUGGGGCGUUGGAGCUGCACUUUGGGGUGAGUUCUCAGAGCCUCAGAGGCCUUGACUCAGCUGGAGUGAAUGAAAUCCCCACAGACCACUGUUGGUCAGGCAGCGCCCUUCUCCCCUCCCUCCUCCAUUCCCAGCCUCUCCCCCUCCCCACCUCGACCUCCCCCUCCCCCUCCCCCGGGGCACGACUGAUCCCUAGAUCCCAUUCCCAAGGCAGAUAGAUGCCUGUCUGUCAUUAACCCUGCAGGUUUGUAUAGAAAAAGCACUGCGCUCACUGGCUGGUAGCUGCCAACAAGUACAUAUGUUUAUAUUUUCUCUCUCCCUAUUUUCCUCCCAUACUUUUUUAUUUUCUUAUCUGGACUUUUUUUUUGUCCCUGACAAACAUUGUGUAUCACAUGCCAAGACAGGCUUCUAAGCUCUUUAGGGAAUCUUGGGGUUUCAUUUCUUUUUAAAUUUUUAACCUUUUUUUUUAAGUUCUUAACCUUCCUAGUGAAUGCUUUUCUUUUGUGCUGUUCUUCCUUCUUCCUCCUUUGUUUUAGUGGAUUGUGUUUUCUCUCUCAUGUGGAGAUGUUUGUGCUGCAGAAACAGAACAAAAAUUAAAAACACAAAAAAAAUUUUAAAACACCACAAAACAGAAAAAAAAAUCCUACACACACAAAUUUUAAAAAAAUCGAAUGUAGUGUUUACAUCAAAGCCACCAUUUUCAUGUCCUUUGUCAUUUCUACUUUGAUUAGUAACCAAACCCCUAGACCUCUUCACAAUUUCACUUUUAAGACAACUUUUGAGACAGAACCAGUCACAGACAUUUCAAAUAAAGAGGAAGCAACCAAAACAAAAACACACAAACACACACACACAAACUUUAAAAAAAAAAAAGGAAAAAAAAAGAAAAAAAAGCCCAUGGGUCUUUCUAAGCCUUUCUAUUCCCAAUCAGUGAGGUUUCUGUGAUUAUCUUACACACUGCCAGUCUAUUUCUCUGACUAAUGGAAAAUUCAUGUGUAGCUCAAUAAAGAGAAUGUUUGUCUGUAUUCUUGAGACUAUGAUCAUUUGGUUUGGGUUUCUUCCAUUCAAGAAAGGUAAAAGAUAACUUGUUCUCUCAUUCUGGGUCUGGGAGCAGUCAAUCAAACAAGCAUUUAUUAAGCACCUACUAUUUAUCAGGAACUGUGCUAAGCACUGUGGAUCUCUCCCCUAAGAAGCUCACAUUUGAAUGAGAGAGAAACAAACAAACGUGGUCAGGAUGAAUUAGGCCUCACAGCUGCUCCCAUUCCUCUUCUUGGGUCUUAUGAAUUUGGUCUUUGGUCAGCCAUGGGUUUAAAGCAUGCAGUCACCUUCUUCCAAGUUUUCUUCCAAUGCCCGAGCACAGAGAACUUGGUACAAUAGGAAAAUCCCACCAUGCAUAGUGUGUUAUAAUGGGUAGAGUGCUGGACAUGGAACCAGAAGAAGUGAGUUUACAUCACAUCUCUGACAUGGUGUGACCCUGAACAGACCUCUUAACCUCUUCUGGUCUCACUUUCUUAUCUGUAAAAAUGGGCCUCAGUAACAGCUGUAGAAAUUAUUUCAUAUGUUUGCCACAAAGGCUUAAAUAUGAGUAAUGUUCUGCAAACUUUUAAGCACUAUACAGAUGUCAUUAUUUCCCUUUCCUCAAUCUCAUUAGACUCCACUGAUUUCUUUCUGGAUGGAUUAGGAUUUGGGGGGGGGAGGGGAGAUAACCUUUGGUCUCCUGAUAAAGCAAAACCCAGUUUCUCUCAGUCCCAACCACCACCCUCAUGCUACCUCUACCCUAAUCUGUACCACCAGCCACAGAAAGUGCUCAUAAUGAAUCUGUGAGAAGAUCCUAUUACUAACUUUGCCCACUGGCAAAGGAAGCAGGUCUGAGGAAUCUCUGACCAAGAUAAAAAGUUGAUCGCCAUGGCUCAGCUGCCUUGUUCUGAUGCCCUGCCAUCACUCUAUCAAGGUUGGUGACUUGGCCUGCAGAAACCAAACUCUGGUUAUAAACCUAUGACCCCUGGACCACUGACUGCUAAGUGUGAAAUCCCUUCAGUUGCUCAUCUAGGCCACAUGACAAGCCACAUUUACAAUGUACUUUAAGCAGUUUCCUUAUGACACACCUGAAGUCAGGAAUGCAAGCAUUCUCUCCAUUUUACAAAUGAAGAAACUGAGACUCAAAUUAGUUUAUCGAGGGCCAAAGAGCUAUUAAGAUGUGAGUCAGUGUGUGAAUCCAAGUUUUAUGAAUCCAGUGCUCUGACCAAAAUGCAUUGAAGGAAACUUCACUCUUUUGUAUGUCUUGUCAAAGAGGCAGUUUAGCGGCUAGACAUUUCAUGACUAGGAAGCCACUUUCAAGUUAAAUACCUUCCAAGGGACAUGUAGUUGAUGUGGUCCAAGCCAUAUUUGAGUUCUUGAAGCUUCUUGCUCCUUGAUACUGGUAAGAACUGUCCACUCCCCUCCUCUAAGCUAAUUCAUCCCCUUGAAAGUUGGAAUCCUUUCGAAAAUGCUAGUUUGAGGGGGUAGAACUGAGACCUAUAUUGUAGUCUGGGAAGUGCUUUGAUUGGUGAAUAUAAUAGGCCACAACAGGAUUCUACCCCUAACUGCAAAACUGAUCUUGCCAAAAAUUAAAGAGAUUUCUCCUUCCUGGCCUUAAAAUAAGAAAGUCUAAGGGAAUAACAUCAGAUGGAAAGGACAUAUAAUAAAGCAUAUAGAAUCCCCUUUUCUGGCCUUAGGCCAGACAAAUAGGCUCCUAUUUAUCAAUAACAAUAAAAACUCAGCUUAAUAGCCUGGAGGAAAUUAGUCACCAAACAUUCAUUGCCUAUUCUUAAAUCACUUCAGCAAAUCUUUUCAGUAUUUUUGAGUACCAAGUGCAGAGUCUUAUAUUAGGUGCAGUUGGGAAUAUAAUCCUCUGCCCUCAUGAAGUUGAGAUUUUGUAAGCCAGAGAUGUGAACAUACAACUGGUAUAAUGGAUUUGGCAUCAGAAGACUUGGAUUUUGAUUUCAUCUCUGCUCUUUACUACCUGUGCAGCCUUGAGCAAAUCACUUCCAUUUCUUUCACCUGUUUUCUCCUCGAUGAAAUGGAGGCAAGGCAGGGAGGAGGAGGAAGCAUAGUUGGACUCGAUGAUGUCUAAGGUCUCAUCCAGGCAUCAGUCCUAUAAGCCUGCAAACUACAGCAUGAGGUAGAGGGUAAAAGUGUUACAUCACAGUGGACUAAAGGAGAGAGAGAUCCUCUGUGCUACAGCAAUCAGGAGACAUUUGAGAUGGGCCUUGAAGGAAGGGCAGGGAUUAGAUAAGCAGUUUGGUAUUCCAGGCCCAACAAGUAGGGCAAACAAAAGCGCUGAGAUAGGAGCUCAGGCAACCUGAACCACCUCCUCCUCCUCCUCCUCCGCCUAUAAAUGGGCAGUAAGGGGGCACAGAAGCAUGAGUCACCAGUUCUGGAGGAGCUUACAUUCCAGGUGGGGAGAAAACACACACGCACACGAAACAGCAAAGAACAAUAUGUAUUAACUGCAACAUACUGUUUUUAUCAAAGAAUAGCGGGAAGUAUUGGUUAGACAGAGUGGGAGCAAGUCAUGGAGAAUCUUACAAUUCAAAUAGAAUAAAUGCAGCAAUGUUUUGGGCUCACUUCCUAAGGAAGAAGGGCUUAUGUUGGUGGGACUAUAAGUCUUCCUUUGAUAUUCUACUUCUUCACUUUAGGCUGUGGUCUUUUAGUGUUAACUCAGAAGUUCAUCCUAUUUAUUCUGAUUUGUUUCCUUCAGCUCAGAUGACAUUUCCAAUUCAAAGCCAAACCACAGAGAAAAUGGAUAAGGUCAAACUCCCCAGCAGCUUUCACUGACUCAAAGUAAAAUGGUACAUGUGAACACAGCUGAAUUCCAAAGACCUUGGGUUCAAAUGGCUUCAAACAAAAACACAUUCUAGGCAGGCGAUGCGCCUGUGCCAAUGAACUUAUCACCAGGCAAACACAAAGACAUACAAAUUCUCUCUCCCUCUGUAUAAAAGCCAUGUUCAUCUGAAGGCACUUUUUUUUUCUUUAUUGUUUAAAGCUGUAUGAUUUUAGGAGGGGAUGGGAACACCCUCUCUCCCUCCCCCAGAAAAACUGGGUACAGGGUAUAGGGAAAAAAUGACCAAAAUGAGACCUAUGAGAAGGAGAAACAGAAUUAGCCAGGGGGAAAAAAAGCUUAAAAAAGACAUGACUUAGCAAGACAUUCUAGGGAAGACAGUAAUUUACUAUUCUUUGCUUCCAAUAAAGACAGAACCAAGAGCUGGGUUCUUAAUUUCAGCAGACGGAGUUUUCAAAAAGAAUUCACCAAGUCCCUUAAGAGAAUGAGAAACUUGCAAGGGGGUCAUGUUGCAGGAAAGUGACUGCUAUAGAAGCAGGAAAAAAAAUCCACAGUGACUAUCCCUACCUAAAUUCCCAUAGCUGCUUCUCUUUCCACAUCCUUUCUCUAACAUCUAGCUCUCACAAUUUAGUUUAAGUGCUAACCCUGAGACGAAUAAAACUGAGAUUUAAAAUGAAUUCAGCAAAAAUGAAAUUAACUGUAUCUUAAACAGGAACAAAUGGUUAUUGAUGUGAGGAGUCAUAUCAGAAUCAGCUGUGUGGAAGUCGGACUAUAGACUGGUUAGAGCAAAGGCCAAAAUCAACAUCAAAUCAGAACAGGUAAAGGCUACGAACUGAAACAGCUCCAAUCUAUUCAAAGAAGCCAUUCACGAUGAAAAACAAUAAUCACAUUAUAAUUAUAUUUGGAAAUGGAAAAAUAUAAAGAUAUUAAUAUUGGACAUCAUCACUUCUAGCAAAAACCGAACUCAACCUUUUCUGAAUCUGUUUCUUCACCUUGUAAAAUGAAGGGUUUGGACUCGAUGGUCCCCAAGAUCCACUCUGGCUCUAACUCUAUGAUCUUUAUCAAAAUGAGAGAUCUGGAAGCCAAGGGCAGUUUAGAAAACAAACUCACUUAUAAACUUCAUGGAAGAGGAUUGUAAAAGAUUACUAGUAUUGCCUUAUGUAGGCAGGGGAAGUAAGUCUACAGAAUCUUGGCAUGAGAACCAAAUGACCCACAUUAUCCUAAGAAUUUAUGAAUGGAACUUGCAAAUAGUAAAUAGAAUGAAAAACAUUUGUCAACAUUUCUAUAAUGAUCUAUCCUCAUAAUCAGUUAACAUCAACAAAUUUGGGCUUUAACAUUUCAGUCCAUGAUGUUCAACAUGAGGAAACUGAAAUGGUACUCAAGGCAAAUAUUCCAGAAAAAUGGAGUCAUGAAUGAUAAUUACUAUUUUAAAAAAAAGUUUUCAGAAAAACAUCAUUAAGUAUUAACUCAUACAUCUAUUUUCUUAUCUUUAUAAAAAUCCAUGUAUAUGUACACAUCCUUGAUGAAAAUAUGAGGUCUUUCUCAGUGUUCUCUAACAGAAGUCCAUUUUUAUUGCCACAGAUCUAACAGACACCAAGGAUAUAAGAUGCCAAUGUUUGGUUACUGAUUUCAGGAAAGCAUUUGACACAAAACCAAAAAUAUCCAAGUCUCUUCUUCCACAAGGAAUCUCCCAUACAUAUCAACACCAGACAAAA